Ochotona curzoniae (black-lipped pika) is the source of this 3219-nucleotide messenger RNA. RefSeq names its product nuclear RNA export factor 1-like. Gene Ontology annotation, molecular function: RNA binding; protein binding. NCBI's taxonomy places the organism in Eukaryota, Metazoa, Chordata, Mammalia, Lagomorpha, Ochotonidae. Gene Ontology annotation, cellular component: cytoplasm; nucleus. Gene Ontology annotation, biological process: poly(A)+ mRNA export from nucleus. The record is from RefSeq and is a predicted model, not a curated record. The coding region runs from base 1 to 3219 and encodes 1072 amino acids. The transcript is spliced from 35 exons.
AUGCAGAACAAGGACUGUGCUGAGAAGCGAGAGUCCAAAUUCUAUGAUGGUACCACCCACCAUGAACGGAUGAAGAAAGACUGGGCUUUGUUCCGUCGCCGUUUAUGCCAGGAAAACCUUCAGUAUGAACAUGGUGUGUCUGAGCCUCCACCUUCACACCACCAACAGGCAAAUGGAGCCCAGGCAGUGGUAGACACCCAGGAAGAAAUAGAGUUAGAGUGCACUUCUUAUACUACACAGUACAAGAAGAGGAUGGUAAAAGCUUCACAUCAUGGCCAAAUCCACAUAUCUUUGUGCCGAUAUAGAAAACAUCCAAGAAAAGACAUGAGGGGAAAAACACAGGAUGGAACUGCAUCAUGCUGGUUUAAGGUCACAAUUCCACAUGCACGAAAGUAUAACAAGACAAAACUGAUGAAAUCAAUUCAAAGUUACUGCGCGCUUCCUUUCAUUGCUGUGGACUUCCAUUACAUCAGGAACCAGGCCUGUUUCUUUAUUCAAGAUGAGAUUGCAGCAUCCGCCCUGAGGGAUGUGAGUGGAAAGAUUCGGGAUGAUGACAACCGAAAGAUAGCUGUGUUCGUCCAUCGCUCUGCUGCACCCUACUCUGUGCAGAACCAACUGAAACCAGAAGAAAUGCAACUGCUGAAGCGCACUUUGUACAAACGGUAUGAUGCCAACACAAAGCGCCUUGACCUACAAAGUCUACGCCUUGACCCAGACUUGAUGCACCAUCAUAUUGACAUGAUACUGAAUCAAAGACAGUGCAUGGCUGCAACCCUACAGAUCAUUGGAACAGAAUUCCCUGAGCUCUCGGCUCUGAAUUUGUGCAACAACAAACUGUACCAUCUGGAUGGCCUGUCUGACAUUUUAGACAAGGCCCCCAAAGUCAGGACCUUGAACCUGUGUGAUAACGAGCUCCAGACAGUGCAAGAACUGGAGAAGGUAAAAGAGCUGAAGCUGGAAGAGCUGUGGCUGAAAGGGAACCCACUGUGCAGGAUCUUCCCUGACCACGCAGCCUAUGUAAGAGGGAUUUUGGAUUGCUUCCCCAAUUUGUCACGCCUGGAUGGCAAAGACUUAUCCCCACCAGUUGCUGAAAUGCAUGGACAGAAGACAACAAAACCAAGUGAGAAAAGGUCUCAAGAAAUCGAAAUGAUAAAAAAUUUGAUCCUCAAUUUCCUUCACCACUAUUACUUCAUCUAUGACUAUGGAGAUCGCCAUACUCUUAUUAAUGUUUACCACGAGAAGGCUUAUUUCUCUCUGAGCACUGUCUUCAACUCCACAGACCCGGUCCCGACCGAAUUGUAUGAAUACGCCAAGAUCAGCAGGAAUAUCAAGAACAUCACAGAAGCAAACCUGAGGAGGCAACUGCUGAAGCACACAAACCAUGCCAUCGUGGACACCCUCAACACGUUGCCUAAAACUCGACAUUACUUCAGCUCCUUCUCAAUAGACACCUGCUUCUACACAGAGAAGUCCUUCACUGCCACUGUCAAGGGGAUUUUCAAGGGAGGGAUGGUGACACUGCACAAUGAUGUCAAUGUGGUAGUAGUGGAAGAGGGCUCCAAGGCCCAGAAGAAAUUUAAGUGUCUUAUGCUGAAGUGGAUAAAGUGGGAUGAGCAGACAUCUAACAUAAAGGAAGAUAAUGAUAAGGAAUUUGAUGAAGAAGCUGUGAAGAAAACCAACAACUUGUGUGCUAGUCUGGGAGGGUCACAAGAAAUUCCAUUUGGAAUAAAAUAUGAUGAAAAGUGGCUGUUGGAUUUGUUUCAGAGCCAGUGUGGUAUCCCAUUCACACCAGUUGAGUUUCACUAUGAUAAAAUGCAAGCCCACUUCUUUGUCCAGAAUGCUAGUGUUGCUUCUGCAUUGAAGAGUAUCAGUGGGAAGAUCUGUGAUGUGGAUAAUGAAAGGAUAUCAAUCUUUGCCGUUCCUUCUGAUGUACCCCGCUCUGUGCAGGAGGAGCUGAAGGUGGGAAAAGCGGAACAGAUAAAGCUAGAAGUGAGCAAACAAGGUGAUGCUUCUGAGCAAUUGGCUGAUGUCAAAAGACCCAACACUGAAACAGGCAUGGCUGAAUGCAAUGUGAUGGACCAUAAAAUCAAAAUGGCACCAAAUGCUAGAAAGUGUAUGGCUCCCUGCCUGAGAUCCUGCGAAGGGAACAUGCCCAAGGUGAAAUCUGUGGGGGAGACAGACAAGGAGAAAGGGCUGGAACUUGAAGAGAUGUGUGCCAACAGAAAUCUUCAGGGUGCCACCUGUCCGGAUAAGUCCAGCAGCAUGAACUCUAUCCUAGAAUUGUUCCCCAAGAUUCUGAGCCUGCACGACCCAAAGCCUCCUAUAUCAACUGUCUGUGGUACUGAAACCCACAAGAUGUUACCACCCUGCAAGGGAAGCUUCUUUGGAUCUGAGAUGUUGAAGAAUGUGAUCCUGCACUUUCUUCAGCAGUAUUACCUGAUCUAUGACUAUGGGGAUCGCCGGAAUCUCCUUGGUGCUUACCAUGAUAAGGCCUGUUUUUCCUUGACCAUCCCCGUUAACUCCGUGAGCCCAGUCCUGAAAGGCCUGUGUGAGUACUUCAAGAACAACAGGAAUAUGAAACAUAUCAAGAAUCUCCACCUGAGGAGGCAACUGCUGAAGCACACCAACCGUGUCAUUGUGGACACCCUCAACAGGUUGCCUAAAACUGAACAUGACUUUACCUCCUUCUCAGUAGAUGUGUGGGUCCACACGGAAAUGAUGCUCGGCUUUUCUGUCAAAGGGGUGUUCAAGGGAGGAGAGCCUCAGGGAUCGGUUUGUGCUUUCACUAGGACCUUCAUCACUAUCCCUACCAGUAAUUUUGGCCUGUGCGUCGUGAAUGACAAGCUGUUUGUGCAGAACACCAGCAUCCAGGGAACUCAGAGCGCCUUUUCCACCUCAGUGCCCAUUCCCUGCUCUAGCUCCAUGCCUAUCCUCUCUCCGGCACAGCAAGAAAUGGUGCGCGCUUUGUCCAUUCAAUUUGGGAUGAACUCCGAGUGGUCUCAGAAAUUGGAGAGGCUGCAGAUGAGUGACAGGGCGGUGCGUGGCGCCGGGGCACGGACGGAAGCGGGGGCGGCGGUGCGCGGGGAGGGGGAUCCUGUUGACCGUCUGCUGGCCAGCGGGGCCGGGGAGGGGGGCGAGCGCGGCGGUGACGCGCGGCCGUCACGUGACCCCGAGCUGCAGAGGGACGCAGCCUCGGGUGCAGUCGUCACUCGCGUCUGA